Molecule: messenger RNA, 6675 nt
Organism: Cavia porcellus (domestic guinea pig)
Lineage: Eukaryota; Metazoa; Chordata; Mammalia; Rodentia; Caviidae
Gene: Srek1ip1
Product: SREK1 interacting protein 1
Exons: 6
Coding region: 282-782 (166 amino acids)
Molecular function (GO): zinc ion binding; nucleic acid binding
Source: RefSeq, a predicted model, not a curated record
UUUGGUUCCGGUACCCCUAGACGUUUACAGGGCCUUCCUCCAUGGUCGCGAAAGCUGCCGAGGUGCGGGUGGCGGAGAACUCUGUGCGUUCCCUUCUCAACCGGCGGGAAGCAAACGUGUUCUCGAAAGCUGCAGGCUCCAUCGAUCCCUCUUAACGGCUCAAUGGCAGUCCCAGGUAACUGUUACAGGAAGACUUUUUCUAUCAACUGCAGUGAGAAGUGGAACAUAUUUGGACGUGUAAGACCGGAGAUGUGUGUUUGUGAUAAAGAAGUGCCCACUGCAUGCCAGACAAUGCACCAAGUAGGCAUUGGGAAUACAGUGAUGAGCAAGGUUGCAACAAGGAUAGUGUCAGGGCAGGCUGUAAAAAAUGUGGCUACCCUGGUCAUCUGACUUUUGAAUGCCGCAAUUUUCUCCGAGUAGACCCCAAAAGGGAUAUAGUUUUGGAUGUCAGCAGUACAAGCAGUGAAGACAGUGAUGAAGAGAAUGAAGAACUAAAUAAAUUGCAGGCAUUACAGGAAAAAAGAAUAAAUGAAGAAGAGGAGAAGAAAAAAGAAAAAAGUAAAGAGAAAAUCAAAUUGAAAAAGAAAAGGAAAAGGUCUUAUUCCAGUUCCACUGAAGAAGACUCUUCUAAACAAAAGAAACAAAAAUAUCAGAAGAAAGAAAAGAAAAAAGAAAAAAAGAACAAAUCAAAAAAAGGGAAACAUCACAAAAAAGAAAAAAAGAAGAAAAAAAAGGAAAAGCAUUCUUCUACCCCUAAUCGUUCUGAAAUCACAAAAAAGUAAAUUUAAAAUGUCAUCUUUAAAAAGUGUUCCUCCUUGGAUUUUGCUAUAUAAUUGAUGCUUUGCAGUAAACCCCAGCAUUUUCCAUACAGACAUUUUUUCAUUGGUGGGACCAUUAUCCCUCUGGCUGUAUGUGUUUAAAUAAGUCUUGUUACUUGAUAGCCAUGCCCCAAGUAUAGAUAUUUGUAAAUACAGAGCACACUAUUUUUGGUAUUUUGUAUCUCUGUUUGGCUAGUGUUUUUACUUCAUAAAUGGCCCUUGUAGAGUCAACACAAAUAAUCUACUUAAUGGUUAAUGAAUAUUCCUCAAUCAAGUGUCCACCUGUCAGUGAUGAAGCUAGGCAGGGGGUAAUGAUUUGUUAUUGACAUUGAAAAAUUAAACAGCUUUAUCUACUGGGAUAUAAUAUACAAAGAUGAUGAAAUUCUUUACUCUGGUAUUUACUCUAGGCUUUUCAAAGUAUAGUAAAUGAAAUUGGUUUAUUGGUCUUGAGUAGUACUUUUUAAAUGAAUGGUAUCUGCAGGAAGAUGAUAAUAAAAUAUUUAUAACAAAGUUUCAUUGCUUUAUGAAAUGUAGACUUUCUAGUACCUGGCUCCUUUUUUUCCCCCAGUAACAGUUAAAAUGUUUUUUCCUUGUUUAGGGACUAGUUCAACCUUUAAGAAAGUCUGGCAGAGAUGAUGCUAUGUUGGUCAAAAAUUUUAGGGUAGACUCCUGGGUAUUACAAAUGUGCCAUAUUGGCAUGUCUUGCAGAGAUACCUCAAAACAGCCAAAUUUGCAUUAGAACUGAUAUUUAUUGUAUUUAGUAUAUAAACAUUAUGAACCAUAUGUCUAUGAGUAAUGUGGAAAAUUUUUGUAAAUAUUAGCACAUAUAUCUUUUGUCUGAAAUGACUUACAGUUUUGAAGCAAGUUUCACACUGAUUUUCCGCUUUCGUGAAUAACAAGUUUGAGGUGUUUCCCUCUUUUACAUCAGUCACAAGUAUCAGUAAGAAUAAAAAAAAAUUUAGAAUUAAAAAUUCUAUACUUUUUAAAAUUUAAAAACCAGGGAGUUACAUCAUGAAAGCCUUUGUAAAACAAUGGAAAGUUUUUGAGAAAGCAUUUUCAUAUGCUUUCUGGUAGAUAUGUUUCUGACAUUUUUAAUUUCAUAGUGAUAAUGUUACUUAAUUUCUUUAAUGCUUAGUAUUCCUGAUACACAGUAAGUUAAAUAUUUAUAUUGUAGUAACAUUGAAACUCACCCUAUUAUCAUGGGAAAGCACCAAAGAUCCCAAGUAAGCUCACUGUGGUGCACUUAGAAGUUUUCAUGUUGGUAACGUACAGACAUGGCUGCAGCUGAAUACAUGAUGAUGAAAUCAGCUGGGUUCACUUAACCUCAUGGGCUGGAAGCACUUACUGAGUCUUCCUUCAGGGGCACCCUAGCCAGCAUGCCCAUACUCAAAACUCCAGGGAAGCUGCACACACAGCCCUGCCCUGGUGUUUGAGCCUCAGACACCUUCAUACCUCCAGCUUUUCCAUGACCUCAUUUAUUCACUUGGUUCCUUCAAAAAGAAACUGUUGUUUAAAGAGUUCAGUCAACAGAAAAACACAAAACUAUUAGAUUUUUUAAGGGUCUGUUUUGCCUUCACUAUUCUUCAGAUGAAAAUUCAGUUCUUUAGUAUUAAUGACUUUUCAAGUUGGUAAAAAAGAAAAAGCCUUUUUAAAAAUGUUUAAUAGAUACUACAUACAAAAGGAUGGCCUCAUCCCACAGUGUAUGUAAUAUGGGAGUAAUUGCAGUACAGUUAAUCAAGUUAUUUGUUUUACUUCUAUUAAUUGUAAAGAUUAUAAAUUAACGUUUCUUUUCUGAACAGUGACAGAACUUAUGAUUCAGAAGUUAUAUAAAAGUCAGCCCUCAUUAACUAAUAUACUAUAGAAAAUAAAAGAUUUUAAUAGCUCUAAUUUUCCCCAGAAAUAAUCUUAUAUUCUUGAUUUCCCAUAUUAGCAUAGUUUAUAAAAUAUUUCAUUUGAACAAAAGUUAUUUUUUUUUACUACUUUUCUUCUGAGAUGAUCUUGCCUUUAGUGCAAAUCUCAGUAUUAAAUUUUAGGGAGAAAUUAACGAAAUUUCAUCCCAGGCAGUAUGCAGCAUUGUUCCUAGUAACAAUCCAGAAGUCAUGAUCAUUCUCACUAGGUAAUCCAACCCCCAUAGAAUAACCCUAUAUAGCCCUCAGUAAAGUCAUCUAGCUUUUUUGGGCUUUGGUGUCUUUUACCUAUAAGCAGUUGUACUAAAUUAUCUCUGACAUUACAUCUAAUCUUCAACGUAUAUUAUUGCCAAUAUUUUAGUAAAAUUCAAGUAAUACUUUAGAAAUUGUUAUAGAUACACAGCUAGUGUUCUAUAACAGUAAAAGUUAAAUUUAUUAAUUAUUAAACAUAUCAACUUUUUAAAACAGAUAAAGGAUGCUAGAUUUGCUUUUUUGUGACCACCCAAUGUAUGCCAUUUUCAUUAGAUGCAGACAAUUUAAAUUUACAUUUGUAUCUGUAACCAUAUUAUCUGAAUACUUUGAGACUGUUGUUUUUAGGUGAUAGACUUACAGGUCCAGCAGUUUCUCCAUUUUUUUUUCUCCAUAUCAUCUGUUGACUAAAAUCUCUCAAGCAUAUUUUUAGUUCUUCACAUUUAAUAUAUCUUCAUUUACGUCUUUAGGUCCCAGAAGCCAAGGCAUCAAUUACUAAGAAGUAAAAUAACUAUAUGUGUCUGUAUUUGCUGUACUAUCUAAAAUCAUAUAACUUCAGGUUACCUUAGGCACCAGAGUUAUUAAUGUUUAUUAAAAUGACAUUGAGUCAUCUCUUCAACAAAUAUUGAGUACCAACCAUGGCAAAUACUAUGGUGCUAUGUAGUGAGGAGAGUUCUAAGUAAGAUACAUUUGCUUCCCAUAUGGAGUUGACAGUCUGGUUGGUAUGAGAAACACUAAAUCACACCAUUAUUAAACAGUGUCAGGGCUGGGGAUUUAGCUCAGCGGCAUAAGCACCUGCCUUGUAAGCAGGCAGUCGUGAGUUCAAUCCCUGGUACCGAUAAAAAAAAAAAAAUACCUGAUUAAACAGUGUCAAUAAUUCAAACAUGGCCUAAUAGAAAUACAGACGGGUAUCUAACCUAUUUGGAGAAAUUAAAAGAAACCACCUAGAGAAAGUAAUGCCUGAAUUUCAUUUUGAUUGAAGACAAGGGAGACAUGGUUAGGAUGGAUACUGUGAACAAAAUCACAUACAAAAUUAUAUAUGCGUGUAGGAAUUAUAAGCUAUCUCAUUUUGCUAUUGUGUCAUAUGUUAAACAGGAGUGUUAAGAAUUAAGAGAAAUAUUUUAGAUUCUUGGGUUCAAGAAAAGAUCUUGUGUUCCAUGAUUAGAAGUUUUGACUUUAAUUUAUUAGUGGUGAGACAUUAUUAAAGAGUUUCAAAGAAGGAAAUGACCAUUACUGGGAUUUGGUUUUAUCUAUUUUAUAAACCUAUUGCAGUUUUUUAAAAGAUGGUGUUGCUCUCAUUAAAAGGCCCUGUAAAAUAGCAGAUGAUUCUUCUGUGUUCCAAUAUUUGUAUUUUUCUACACUCACCUUGCUUUCCAAGAUCUAUUUUACCAAAAAUUAUAUAGUGACUUAAAUUACCUAAAAACAUAAAGUUCAAUUGUAUCCUUUAUCAGACCAAUUCUCAGUAUUAAGUAUCUAAGCAUUUUUUGAAAAUUUUUAAAAUUAUAGUUUAUUUUUGAAAGGCUUAAACCAAAUUAUAUCUUUGUUUUUGUUAGAUCCAAGUAAAUAAUCAAAAUAUUUUUCAUUCAUAGGCUAUGCCAUAAGUUGAUAAAGCAUCUUGUCUUUAAUAUUUUGUCCUAAUUUGUAAAGUACAAUUACAUAAAAUUUACAGAGAAAGAUGCCAGCCAGUCCACCGGACGAGCCCUGGGGCUCUUCCUCAGGUAACCUACUGAUAAGCUAUCUCAGCAGGUAGUCAGCCAGGCAGACCCUUCUGAUCCUAGCGCUGGGAGGCAGACCUGGGCUAUUGUCCAAGUACAGUAUAUUUCUUAUACCAUUGUGACAGUAAUCCUAGCUGACAUGCCCACACUCUUCGGACCUCACCUAUUUCCUCUCAGCUCCUUUGAAAAUACACAGAGUAGCAGAGAAUUGGUGUCAUCCAUCCAGACCCAGGCUCUAUUUGCCUGAUCUAUGGGUGAUGAGGAGUCUUGGGGACCAGGAGCAUUUUGCUGACCUUGAGUCAGUGUUUCUUGCUCGUGUCCUGAAUGACAUAUGCCCUUGCCUUUGAGCAUCAAGUAAACCCACAACAGUGCCUUCACUUUCUCAACUAGAUUUUCACCUGAGACAGUAAAAUAAUAUAUUACUUCCUGUAUAUCCAAUUUUCUGGGAUAUUUUAAAAAUCAAUGCUAUAUAAAAAUUUUUCACAAAAGAUCUAUGAGCUUUCAAAAAAGAAAAAUCUUUUGAUUUUAUGACCUCACGUCACUUUUAUAAAGGAAAAGUCUUUCAUAUACAUUCUAAGCAAUUUUAAUAUUUAAACCUUGGCAAAUAUGUUCUUUUUGAAUGUGAAAUCCAAGUGAAGCAGUAGGAUGUUGUGAUAAUGAUGAGGGACUCUGCUUUCAAUAUAACUACAUGUGGUCAUUUAAUUUUAAGCAGCAACUGUGGCAGGCAGUGCAAAGUUGAAAGAACAUUUUUAUCAUCAAAGAAACUUCCUUAAGACAGUACUGGUCUAGAAGACAUCCAUGGUUGUUCUAAAAAUUUUGACAGCCUAAUGAUGAAAAGUUUCUAACUCCAAGCUUUGCAUGCCCAAGGACAAUAGGCAUCAUUUUUUGUUUUGUUUUUGUCUUAUUUUUGUUUGUUUUUUUCAUACCAGACCAGAGAAGCUAUAUUCAGGCUAUUUUGGAAGACUAGUCUUCUGACUACACAUUACUAUACAAAGCAGCAAAUGUGUGUAGUAGAGCUGGCUUAAAAAUAGUCCUUUUUUCUAUUGAAUUCCAUCAUAAAACCAGGUCUGUGUUCUUGUAACAGAAAUCACAUUUAUGAAUAAAACACUUAAAACUGAUAAUUUGCAGAAACUAGCUUUGUUUCUAGAUGUCUAGGUGGUAUUAAUAUGAUAGUAAUAGGUUAAAACCAGAGAACUGGAUGGCUUUAUAACUUUCAUUACAGGGAUGCUUAGGGAAAUUUAUCAGUAAAGGAUUUCUAUUAUGGCUGUCCCUUGAAAUAUAGAAAAUACUGUACAGAUUUUACUGUGUGAUUUUUUUUGAUACUGGAUAUUAACUUUUAUGAUGGUAAUAUUGGGUCCCCAAAAAAUCCUCAAAAAAGGUAUAGCUGAUUUUAAGACAUUUAAGAAUGUGUCACCUCUUGUUUAUAAGACACCCCUGAGACUUACCUAUCCAGUACCAUCCUCUCAUACAGAAAUAAUUCCCUGUAUCAAAAAAAUUGUGAAACGUGGAAUUGUGAUGUAAACUUUUCAUUGUUUCUCAUUAAGAUAGGUUUACUUAUCUGUGCAAUUGAUAAAUUUCUUCUGAAAAUUAAUAUAAUUUAUGAAAUGCAGAAACAUCAAAUAAAAGUAAAUCUAUGCAUGUGAAAAAUAUCAAAAUUUAGUAAGUGUUCAAAUGAAAUUAGCCAAUCAGAAAUGCAGCUGUUUCUUUUUUGGGUGUGGAAAAUAUUUGAAAUGCAAAAUACAAACUGUGGCUUGAAAUGCAUUCUUUAUUUUUGUUGCUCCAGCUCUCCUGUGAGCUUUUAAAACACAAGAUUUUUCAACUAGUAAACAAUAUUGAUUUGUGCUGUAUCCAUUCCUUUGUCUUGAAUUAUAUCUUCAGCCUCAUAGGAUGUUUCAUUUGUUGAAUUUGAUGCUGCAUUUGAAUUGAGGGCUUUGGUUUUCCUAUUUAAGUUGCCUGCAAAUACAAAAAAUAAAAAGUUUGAAAUUA